This is a messenger RNA of Chelonus insularis, 3829 nucleotides long. RefSeq names its product SPT16 homolog, facilitates chromatin remodeling subunit dre4 (gene dre4). Lineage: Eukaryota; Metazoa; Arthropoda; Insecta; Hymenoptera; Braconidae. The transcript is spliced from 8 exons. Gene Ontology annotation, cellular component: FACT complex. Gene Ontology annotation, molecular function: nucleosome binding. The coding region runs from base 443 to 3802 and encodes 1119 amino acids. The record is from RefSeq and is a predicted model, not a curated record. Gene Ontology annotation, biological process: transcription elongation by RNA polymerase II.
GGCGAUAAAUUCCAUUGAAACGCGAAUUAAUCCACCAAACUUUGAUAAUUUUUUUCGCGAAAACUAUCAAUUUACAAAUAUAAGUUCUCAUAACAGAUCAUUUUUUUUUUUUUUACAUAUCAUAUAUCCGGCUUCGCUAUAAGUGACCGUAUAUCCUGUAUAUUGUUAUACCGCUAAAACCUCCUGUGAGUGUAUAUAUCUUUCUGCGUCAGCGCUUAUCUAAAUCCCGCCAUCACACGAUACCGCUGUAUCAAUUGUAUUUAUUUGUUCAUCAUUUUAUUAUAUUUUCGAAUAAAUUUAUAGAAUAAAUAUGUAAUAUAAACUCUAUACGGGUUUGAUCAUCUUUAUUUUCUAUCUAAGUGAGAUUGUGAAAAUAUAAGCAAGUAAAGUACUUAGAUUUGCAUGGUGAUAAUUGCAAGCGUCCUAACCUAAAGCGUCAAUCAUGGCAAACGUUUCUCUUGAUAAAGAAACAUUUUUCCGUCGUAUGAAACGCUUAUAUACAGGAUGGAAGGAUGGAGAAGUGGGGACAGACGACAGCUUUAGUAAGAUGGAUUGUCUAGUUUCGGCAGUUGGAACAGAUGAAGAUAUUAUUUAUAGUAAAUCCAUGGCUUUACAAACAUGGUUACUGAGCUAUGAACUAACUGAUACAAUAAUGAUUCUGGCUGAAGAAUGUAUCUGCUUUCUGUCGAGCAAAAAGAAAAUUGAAUUCUUGAGACAAGUCGAAAAUGAAAAAAUUGAAGAUACUGGAGUACCACCGGUCAAAUUAUUUGUUAGGAAUAAGAGCGAUGAAGAUAAAGCAAACUUUAAUAAAUUGAUAGAAAUAAUAAAAGGAAGUAAAAAAGGUAAAACAUUAGGUGUUUUUUCCAAAGAAAACUAUCCUGGAGCUUUCAUGGAUGCUUGGAGAGCUGCUUUAAAGCAACAGUCAUUCGAUACUAUUGAUGUUAGUGCUGCUGCAGCUUAUGUAAUGUGCCCUAAAGAAGAUAUUGAAAUUUUGACGAUUAAAAAAGCUUGCGUAGUUUCAGUUGAUGUCUUUACAAAAUAUUUAAAAGAUCAGAUUAUGGAAAUAAUUGAUUCAGACAAAAAAGUUAAACAUUCAAAAUUAGCAGAGGGUGUUGACACUGCUGUAACAAAUAAAAAAUUUGUAACAGGAGUUGAUAUAUCACAGGUAGAUAUGUGUUAUCCAGCUAUUAUUCAAAGUGGAGGAAAUUAUACAUUGAAAUUCAGCGUUGUAAGUGAUAAAAAUAUUUUACAUUUUGGGGUAAUAAUUUGUUCACUCGGUGCUCGAUACAAAUCAUACUGUUCAAAUAUUGUUCGUACUUUGUUGGUUAAUCCAACUACGGCGAUUGAAAAUAAUUACAAUUUUUUAUUGGCACUUGAAGAAGAAAUUUUAAAAAAAUUGACUCAUGGAACAAAAAUAAGUUCAGUUUAUGAAGCAGGAAUAAAAUAUGUAAAACAAGAAAAACCAAAUUUAUUAGAUCAUUUAACAAAAAAUUUUGGAUUUGCAAUGGGAAUUGAAUUUAGAGAAAGUUCUUUAUUAAUUGGACCGAAAACUCAUGCUGUAGCAAAAAAAGGAAUGGUUUUCAAUGUUAAUGUUGGUCUUUCAAAUUUAACAAACCCUGACGCAACUGAUAAGGAAGGAAAAACUUAUGCUUUAUUUAUUGGAGAUACUGUAGUUGUUGCUGAUGCAAAUCAACCGGCAACGGUUCUCACUAACUCAAAGAAAAAAGUUAAAAAUAUUGGAAUUUAUUUAAAAGAUGAAGAAGAAGAUGAAGAGGAAGGCAGUGGAAAAGAGAAUGAAUCUAAACCAGAAAUUUUAGGGCGAGGAAAAAGAACUGCGGUAAUUGAAUCAAAACUUAGAACCGAACAUAGUUCUGAAGAAAAACGUAAACAACAUCAAAAAGAACUUGCUCAACAACUUAAUGAAAUAGCGAAAGCACGUUUAGCUCAACAAUCUGGUGGUAAAGAACAAGAAAAAAUACGUAAAUCAACAGUGUCAUAUAAAAGUUUAAAUCAUAUGCCACGAGAAUCAGAAGUAAAAGAGCUUAAAUUAUAUGUUGAUAAAAAAUACGAAACCGUAAUUCUUCCAAUUUUUGGAAUUCCUGUUCCGUUUCAUAUAUCAACGAUAAAAAAUAUUUCUCAAUCAGUAGAAGGAGAUUAUACUUACCUUAGAAUAAACUUUUUUCAUCCGGGAGCUACGAUGGGUCGAAACGAAGGUGGAACUUAUCCACAACCUGAUGCGACCUUUGUUAAAGAAGUAACAUAUCGAAGUACAAACACCAAAGAACCUGGUGAAAUAUCAGCGCCGUCAUCAAAUUUAAAUACAGCGUUUAGAUUAAUCAAAGAAGUUCAAAAAAAAUUUAAAAAUCGUGAAGCUGAAGAAAGAGAAAAAGAAGAUCUUGUCAAACAAGAUACUUUAAUUUUAUCUCAAAAUAAAGGUAACCCUAAACUUAAAGAUCUUUAUAUAAGGCCCAAUCUUGCUACCAAAAGAAUGACUGGAGGUUUAGAAGCUCAUACAAAUGGAUUUCGAUAUACUUGUGUUCGGGGAGACAAAGUUGAUAUCCUUUAUAAUAACAUAAAAAAUGCAUUUUUUCAACCUGGUGAUGGUGAAAUGAUUAUUCUUCUUCAUUUUCAUCUUAAACAUGCAAUAAUGUUUGGAAAAAAAAAACAUCUUGAUGUUCAAUUUUAUACCGAAGUCGGAGAAAUUACAACAGAUUUAGGAAAACAUCAACAUAUGCAUGAUCGCGAUGAUCUUGCUGCUGAACAAUCAGAACGAGAACUUCGACAUAAACUCAAAACAGCUUUUAAAAGCUUUUGUGAAAAAGUUGAUGCUAUGACUAAGCAAGAAAUUGAAUUCGAUACUCCAUUUAGAGAGCUUGGUUUUCCUGGAGCGCCGUUUAGAAGCACUGUUUUACUUCAACCUACCAGUGGAUGUCUUGUUAAUCUUACAGAGUGGCCACCAUUUGUCAUCACUCUCGAAGAUGUUGAAUUAGUACAUUUUGAACGUGUACAAUUUCAUUUGAAAAAUUUUGAUAUGAUUUUUGUUUUCAAAGAUUAUCAUAAAAAAAUCGCUAUGGUUAAUGCUAUUCCCAUGAACAUGCUGGAUCACGUGAAGGAAUGGUUAAAUUCUUGUGACAUAAGAUAUUCUGAAGGUGUUCAAUCUCUUAAUUGGACAAAAAUAAUGAAAACAAUAACCGACGAUCCUGAAGGGUUUUUUGAAAGUGGUGGUUGGACAUUUUUAGAUCCAGAAAGCGAUGCUGAAAAUGAAGAUGUUGAAGAUGAAGAAGAAGAAGAAGAUGACGCUUAUGAACCUUCAGAUAUGGAUAGUGAAGAAGAAUCUGAUGAUGAUUCGGAUUAUUCAGAAGCAUCUGAAGAGUCAGAUAGUGAAGAAGAAGAACUUGGAAGUUCAGAAGAGUCAGGAAAAGAUUGGUCUGAUCUCGAACGAGAAGCUGCAGAAGAAGAUAAAGAGCGUGGUGAUAAUCGAUAUGAAGAUUAUAGCAAGAAAAAAAAGACCAAACAUGAAUCUCCAUCAAAACAUAGACAUAGUUCGAAACACAAAAGUACUUCAAACUCUAAACAUUCUUCUAGAGACAAAGAUAGAAGAUCUUCGGAUAAACACAGAAUGGACCGAUCACGGAGUGGGAGAUCACACAAGAAAGUGUCUCCUUCCAAAUCGUCCAAACACAGUCCCAAAAAGAGUGAUAAACACGAUAAGCACAAGUCAUCAUAUUCUUCAUCAAACAGUAAAAAAAGGUCACGUGAUGAGAGCUCUGAUAGAAAAAUUUCCAAAAAGUCCAAAAAAUAAAAUUGAAAAAAAGUCAGAAGAUGUAUU